Molecule: messenger RNA, 809 nt
Organism: Hymenoscyphus albidus
Lineage: Eukaryota; Fungi; Ascomycota; Leotiomycetes; Helotiales; Helotiaceae
Source: the annotation of a GenBank genome assembly
AUGGACAAGAUACGCGUAGCAUAUCGUUUACUGAUCGUACCAAAGACAUUACAUAGCCACCAGAACCACCAAACCACCAUGUCUGCACCACCAGCAGCACCAGCACCAGGACCAGCCGCCGCCGCCGCCAAUUUGGUCACGGUCCCAGAUGGCGACGACCCGCCAUUGAGAAAGGUACGUGUUCUCUGUGGCGAAUCAGAACCCAAUUCCAUGGUCCAGGAAGCUAAUAUAAAGGACGACAAUAGCCCUGCAACUACCCCAAGAGCGCCCAGCACACCCAGGAAAUCUUCGACCUGGCAACAGGUCGACUGGGCCGAAAGCUCGCGGGGAUGGAGAAGAAGCGGGACUUCGUCCAGUACGAGGAGAACCUGGGGAUGCACCCCACCAGGCACAGGCGAUACCGAAAUGCGAGCGUGGGAUUCUGUGUUGGGGAGGCCAAACCCGCGGAGGAGAGAUGCGGCCCGUGCCGUGAUGGCCAUGGGAGCUUUCCCCAGUGCGUGGUCGUCGCUGGCGAGUUCGGCGGUGCUUGCUGUUCUUGCAAGCUUGGAGAUAGGGUCAAGUAUUGUAUCUGGCCGGCACCAGCCCCAGUAGCACCUACUCCAGCAGCUCCAGCAGCACCACCCGCACCCGCUCCAGCACCCGCACCAGCUCCAGCACCAGUUCCUGCGCCCGCAGCAGCUCCAGCAACUGCCUCGUCAGCUCCAGCCGAUGACUGGGAGGGCUAUACAAAUGAUGACGGAAGCCCCAUGGAUGUCAUGGCUGUGAUGCUGGGCUUUUGCCGGGCUGCUCGCGUUGCUCGAGGUGGAUGA